Messenger RNA from Macadamia integrifolia, 1070 nucleotides. RefSeq names its product NDR1/HIN1-like protein 1. The record is from RefSeq and is a predicted model, not a curated record. The transcript has a single exon. Gene Ontology annotation, biological process: defense response to other organism. Lineage: Eukaryota; Viridiplantae; Streptophyta; Magnoliopsida; Proteales; Proteaceae. Bases 108 to 734 code for a protein of 208 amino acids.
UUCAUACCUUAUACCUUCUCUCCUACUCUCCUUCUCUCCUUCUCCCCUUCUCCCCUUCUCCAACCCUUUCUUCUUCUUCUUCAGUUUAUCUCUUCCCUUAAAAAAAGAUGAGUGCCAAGGAUUGCGGGAACCAUGGGUGGAAGAGGAAGAGGCUUCUAAAGAGGCUACUCUCGGCCUUCCUGGUGUUAGUGAUAUUAGUAUUGUUCGUGAUCCUCCUGGUUUGGCUGAUCCUACGGCCGACGAAGCCCCAGUUCACUCUUCAAGACGUGACGGUGUACCAAUUCAACCUUUCCUCUCCCAAUUUCCUCACAUCCAACAUACAGGUCACGGUACAGUCGCGCAAUCCGAACGAUAAGAUCGGGAUCUAUUAUGACAAGUUGGAUAUCUUCGCCACCUAUCGUGACCAACAGAUCACCCUGCCUACGCUCUUACUUCAAACUUACGAGGGUCAUAAGGACAUCAACGUCUGGUCUCCUUUCAUCUCCGGCGAUUCCGUACCCAUUGCUCCCUACCUCGCCGCUUCACUGAAUCAGGACCAAUCGUCUGGUUACAUACUCAUCCACAUCAAGGUCAAUGGGAAGCUCCGAUGGAAGGUGGGAACCUGGGUUUCCGGUCACUAUUCUAUCAACGUCAACUGUCCUGCUUUUAUUAGAUUUGGGAAUCCGGCAUCCGGUAUUACCGUUAACACCGGUAUCAAGUACCAGCUAUCCCAGCCUUGUAGCACCGACGUUUGAUCCUUCCUUCGUUCUUCCUUAAUCAAAAUUCUCGGUAUUUGGUCUUAUUUCCUUCUCUUACCCUCACAUCGUUCAUGUUUUUUUUUUUUUUUUUGGGUUGAAAUUCCUCUCUCUAAUCUCUAUGAUAAGGGGUAUAAGGGGAAAUAUAGAGAUGUAACUUGUACAUUUUCUUGAGAGAAUAAAAUAAGGGUAAAAAAUAUAGAGAGAAAUGAGCAAGAUUUCAACCGUCCUGCCAAUUAAUUUGUAUUCUGUAGUUAAUUUUUGUAAUUUCAUUAUGGGGAAUUUAAGAAAAAUUAAAGUUUCAUUAAUGGAACCUUUUUAUUCCUCCUUAGCCAA